Messenger RNA from Heterobilharzia americana, 707 nucleotides. The record is from the annotation of a GenBank genome assembly. Lineage: Eukaryota; Metazoa; Platyhelminthes; Trematoda; Strigeidida; Schistosomatidae.
GAGAAGCUGAUGUCAUCUGAAGCCCUUGGGUGAUAGUCGCACUAUAUCGCGAAUCAGUAGAAGUUGGAAACUGUGAAUCACUGAACUCUGCCCUACUGGUAAACACGUUCACCAUAAAACCUGAAGGUCCCGAGUUAGAUCCCUGAUGGAGGUCGUAGGUGCGUACUGCUGAGGAGUCCUAUACUAGAAUGGAGCAGCCAUCAGGUGCUCCCAGGUUUUGUUCACAACUAAUGACAGUUCAUGAUAAGUACAACCUCAAGGUUAUGUUUAUGAUUACUGAAUGAAUGAAGAUUCUACAAUAUUUGAGAUUCGAUCAUUUAGAUUGCUGCAGUAAUUGCUCCCCAAGAAUGAAUUGCAUGAAUGAAGCUUUCAGUACGGUUGAAAUCACUAGGCGCUUAGUUGUCAAAUGGUAUAUGACUGAACCUAACAUUCUAUUUGCGAUUAGAUGUCACUUUUCGAAUGUUGGUUGGUGGCGAUGGGUAGGAAGCUGUGUUCGUUGGCAUUCGUCAACAAGGUAUUUUCGAAUUUAUUCAACAGGAGAGAAUGUGAGAAUAAUUGAUGUUGAUAUAGCUAUCAAGAGGGAGAUAAUGUUUGGAUGUACCUGAGCUAGUGAGAUCAUUCGCAGCCAUCACCUGCAGUCUCCAACCGUCGGUUUCAGGUCCCCCACAAACUCCCCCUGGGAUGUCCACAAUCUAAGGCUUCAUGAA